GACGAACAGUCUUUGUAAGCUAUUGUAAAAUUGAAAAUAUCUGUCAAAGUUAACGAAUAUCGAAGAGUGAGAAAUAAGAAGUUUUCGAGAAGAUUAUAAAAAGGAUUUUUUCGAAGUGAUUUUGUUUCGAGAAUCAACGAUGGAAUCAAAAAACGAAGUCUACGUAAUAUCGUUGGACGCUGUUGACGUAAAUUUGUUGCCAACAAGUUACAAGUACGCUCACGAGAAAAUCGUUCCGCUUUGGACUAAAAGCAACUUGGAUCUGAGGAAUAAUGAUUAUUACGAAUUUGAGAUCAGAUCAAAUGAAUGUAUUCAACGGAUAGAUAAGAAAAAUUUUACUAUCGAAUUUAUGACAUGUCAUAUUUGUGACAUUGAUGUACCAAGAGUAUACUUGAACGAACACAACAAAAGCUUCAAACACAAAUUCAAUACAAAAAUAGCGGACGUCGCUUUAAAGCGCCUACAACUAUACAUGACAAGAAACGACAAUACAGAUUCAGAAAAUAUCGAAAGAGAUCCUUCCACAUAUUACUGUCUGGAAUGUUCCAUAAUUGUUGAUCGUAAAGAUGAGAUUACUCAUAAAAAAUCAAUGCCGCAUAAAAAUUCAGUUCUAUUCGAAAGAUUUCUAAAGGAUUUUCUUUAUUUGUAUACGAAUGAUGAUCAACUUGAUGUUAAAGACACACAAGAUACUAAAACGGAAACAGUUGAUGCAGAUAACGAAUUUAAAAUCGGAGCUAAAAAAGAGCAAAUAGGAAAUAAAGAAAUUGCAAAAAAUCCGACAGUUACAACAGUUGAUAAACCUAAGAUUAAUCUAAAAGACUAUUUAACGAUUUUAAAUAACAAAGUUAAAACAAAACCGAUGUUUUUUAAAGCAAAUGGUAAUUAUGUCGAAAUCGAAACACUAGACGGAAGUGUAGUUAGAGUUUGCGAAGAGAGUUUUCACGCCUCGAGAAAACUGGGGCGGAAAUUUAACCAAUGUAUGAUAUGCAAAGAUAUCUUCGAUUUGAAAUUGUACAAUGAGCACAUACUGAGCGACGGUCAUAUGAAGAUGGUGAGCCUACCGUUAAAGGACAAGCAUUGUGUGCGAGAGAUUAGUGACUCGUGGAGACACUGCUUGGUAUGUAACGCAAUCAUUGAAUGUACCGAUUUACACUCACUUUGUAAUACAGACCACAGUAACAAUUUGCAAAAUCUACUAAUAUCUGAUAAAGUAAAUGAACUUCAUACUAAGAGUGAUACAAAUGCAGAUUUCAAAGUAAAUGAAACAGUUAGUGAGCCUAUACGUUUGUACAAUGACGUUUUAAAAAGUAUCCCUUCAAAUAAUCCAAAAGACAAUAAUGUAAUCGACUCUAACGUUGAUACGAAUAUUAAUAAUAAUAAUAAUAAUAUAGACGAGAUACAAUCAAAAUCGAGAGAACAUAGAAUUCAAUCGAAUUUCAAUGUUAAACCAAAGACGAUUAGAGAAAUUGAUGAAACAGAAAAUCGAAAUGCUACGAUAGAUAAACCAGCUGUUGAACCAGCGACAAAUGUUGGUGAAAUUGUCGAACCGAAUGUUAAUAAUACCGUUGAACAAACAAAAAAUGUCAGUAACAUUGUUGACCCAGCUACAGAUGUCUGUAAAAUUGUCGAACCAGUUACAAAUGUUAGUAUAAGUGUUAAACCGGUUAAAAAGGUUACUACUAAGGUUGAACAAACAGAUAAUGUUGCUAAAAUCGUCAAACCGGUUACAAAUAUUAGUAAAAUUGUUGAAUCAAUUCCAAGUUGUAGUAAGGUUGAUAACUCUGACCAAAAUGUUAGAACAGUUGCAAAUAUAAAUACAACGGAACCGAUAGGCAAGGCUAACGAUCCAAAUUAUUAUUUCUGUCCCAUCUGUCAGGUUAAAGUUCCGAAUAAUUGUGAAAAUAUUAAAAUUCACACUAAGGGACGACCUCAUAAGAAGAAUUUGGACAAAUUAGAGGCGAAUAUUGUCAAAAAAACGUGA
Molecule: messenger RNA, 1981 nt
Organism: Vanessa tameamea
Lineage: Eukaryota; Metazoa; Arthropoda; Insecta; Lepidoptera; Nymphalidae
Exons: 5
Coding region: 140-1981 (613 amino acids)
Cellular component (GO): nucleus
Molecular function (GO): zinc ion binding; nucleic acid binding
Source: RefSeq, a predicted model, not a curated record